This is a messenger RNA of Chilo suppressalis (striped riceborer), 1167 nucleotides long. The record is from the annotation of a GenBank genome assembly. NCBI's taxonomy places the organism in Eukaryota, Metazoa, Arthropoda, Insecta, Lepidoptera, Crambidae.
AUGCUGCUUUCCGAUUCAGGUUUUAAUGGCGCGGGAGAGAUCCUCAUAAAGGUCGUGAGUCCCGAGGGGCAAACCUUCACUGCAAUCUUUCCCGAAGACACUCUCAUUGAAGAAGUUAAAAACAGAGCCAUUGAUUUCUUCUACCCAAGCGGUGAAACUGGUUCGAGUCGUUACAAAGUGGUCCGCGUCUUCGAUUCGAGUACCCUUCACGAGUUCUUGACUCUUGCCCAGGAGCAAGUGAUGACACAAGAGGAAUUUCUCUUGGUAGAAAGGAGGACGCCUGAAGCUGGUACUUUGUGGGACUUGGGAGCAGUCCGUGCUCCACAGCAAGGCACAAUUGCGGCGGCUACAGCAUCGUUACCUACUCCUCAAAAUACAAUGCGCCAACCAAACCUCCAAUCGCUACUGUCUACUAACGAGUUGUCAUACGAAUUGAGGAAGAUCUUAAUAUCUCUGAUCGAGGCAGGCGCCCGGUUAGCAGCAGCUGGUAGGAACUACGAAAUGGCUCUGGCACAGCUGUCUGCCGCGUUAGACGAACCGCAAAGGAUCCACCAGAACGUGAUCCAAGUCAUCACACCGGAGGAGAUUGCGGCGCGAUUCGAUUCCGCGGACAUUCAGAGCGAGUCUGAAGAAGCCACGUCUAAGUCUGGUGGUAGUAGAGAGCUUUUUAAGCGCGCGGAGCACUUGCAGAGAUUCUUAGAGAAGUUUAGAGCAUGGAGGUUUAAGAUCGCCCAACCCCCGAACACGGAAGCCGUUUCGACGCUGAAAGAUUUGGGGUUUACUCCCAACGAGGCCGAUGAAGCGUUGCGACAGACUGGGAGUAACGUGCCAGCGGCGGCUUCGUGGCUGAUCGGCGAGCGAGGAUCGAGUGUGUUCGAGUUGAUCAACGGGUUGCCAGACGGCACGAUCUUGGAGACACUACUGAAACAGCCGCAGAUUCAGAGGGGUUUACUCAACACUCGAAUGUUGAUUGCGUUCAUCGCGAUGGUGGGACAGACUGGUAGUGCUUCGUUGUGGCUCAAUUCCCCGCAUGGUAGUCCGCUGCUCUCACAAAUAUCACGCACUUACCAUUCGGAGAAAUAUUGUCUGGCCGUGAACCAGUUCUCGCAAGACAAGCGGGAACGGAAACCAGCGUCUUUGCCUUCUACUUCGAGGCAAAGGAAUUAA